Hermetia illucens (black soldier fly) is the source of this 1669-nucleotide messenger RNA. RefSeq names its product ankyrin repeat, SAM and basic leucine zipper domain-containing protein 1 (gene Gasz). Gene Ontology annotation, molecular function: protein binding. NCBI's taxonomy places the organism in Eukaryota, Metazoa, Arthropoda, Insecta, Diptera, Stratiomyidae. Gene Ontology annotation, cellular component: pi-body. The record is from RefSeq and is a predicted model, not a curated record. The coding region runs from base 70 to 1434 and encodes 454 amino acids. Gene Ontology annotation, biological process: piRNA processing. The transcript is spliced from 5 exons.
CUCAAUUCGUAAACAGUUAGGCAGCAUUGUAGUGCAAAUUUGCCGGCUUCAAUUUGAGUUGUCGUUAAGAUGUAUAAAUACCGGCCCCCAGAUUCCGACUCGGACGACGGUUAUGACGGCUUUUAUUUUGGGGAUGAUGACAUAAAACCUACUCGCCCUGUCUGGAGGGUUGACAGUGAUCAAAACCUUUACGAUGCUGUGACCAACGGCGAUAUUGAAAUCAUAAAGGCUCAUUUGCGCCAGCCGUCUGCAGACAUCGAUCGACCACUGCGUGGCGGAAACACUCUUCUGCACCAUGCCUGCCAGCACGGUCACGUGGAAAUCGUGAAAUGCCUUCUUGAGAACGGAGCGGAUCCCAACCGGCAGGUAGAGUCCAUCACCCCUCUGAUGAGCGCCUGCUCAAGCGGCGCCGAUGGACCCGUCGUAGAGGAUAUCGUAAAGAUGCUAGUCGACAAAGGAGCGGUCGUGAACGUUUCCAACAAGCACGGCGUGACACCCUUCAUGUUCGCUUGCAUUCAUGGCCACUUGGAAGUGGUUGCAUUCCUCAUUCAAGCAGCGUUCUUGGAGGCAACCGACAACCAAGGCUGGACUGCUUUGUUCCACGCCAUCGAAAACAAUCAGCCAGAAGUGGUUAGCAUCCUUGUGAAAGCUGGAGCAGAUGUAAACGUGGCUAACCGAAAAGGCUACGCGCCACGGCAAGUCGCGCAGUUUCAUGGAUUCUACGACAUUCUUGAUAUUCUCCCGGCUGAAGAGCACCAAUAUACGGUUCCUACGAAUUACCUCUCGUACAGUUCGUUAAGUGACCACAUUCCAUGUUUGUUCCUAAAAACAGACGUCCCCGCAUAUUUCCCUGACAUUGACUCGAUUCUGCGUAACGCGCGCCUGCAGCGGUUCUUGGAGAACUUCGCAAAACAUAAAAUAAAUCUAAAUCAAUUCUUGACCAUGACGGACGACAAACUGAGCAAAAUUGAUAUUUCCUUGCCCCUCCAUCGUAAGCAAAUUCUAUUAGCGUUGCUGAGAUAUCAUCUGGAGCACUGGUCCACGCAGUCAAUAGCUCGAGUGAAGCGCAAGGAUCGAGACUCAUUCUACGACAUCCUCAUGAUAAUCUCGAACCACCUGAAAAACGUAGUGAUCAUCAGUUCGUCGCUCGAAUACAUACAGCAAAACAUUGAGACCAACAAGCUUGGGCCAAUAUCGUCAACGACAAUCAAGGAGUGCAAGGAGACGGUCGUGAAAUAUAAGAAAUCCAUUCGAAAACUACAAGAGGCGACAAAAUAUUUGCAUUCAUUCAGCCCGGAACGGCCUCCGCUCUAUAUAAAUUACGACGAGACAAUAAAAGCAGAAAAGAAGGCCAUGCUGCACCGCUAUUUCAAUUAUUCGCUGGCCAUUGGAGUUGCCAUUGUAGCUAUCUUGAAAUGGAAAAGGUUUCUCUAAGAUGCUCCACUUUUCAAAAGUCCACGCUGCACAGCACUCAAAAUGAGGAUAGCACUGAGGCCAUUUCAACCACUUUGUGAUCUACAUCGAUUUUUGAAAAGUGAAAAGGUUUUAUAUCAAUCUUAAAUACAAGCUUUAUUGAUACUGAGAACGGAUUUCAAUUUAGGGUGGCAAUAAGUCGUGUUCACCGGCUUAUGAAUAUCCUUUCAUAUUAACAAUAACCAACCAAUGUUUC